Molecule: messenger RNA, 2665 nt
Organism: Petromyzon marinus (sea lamprey)
Lineage: Eukaryota; Metazoa; Chordata; Hyperoartia; Petromyzontiformes; Petromyzontidae
Gene: CCNB2
Product: cyclin B2
Source: RefSeq, a predicted model, not a curated record
UCAGAGCCCGAGCGGCAACGAGAGACGAUGAGAUAGUCGCGACGUGGUCUUGCGUGGUGGUGGUAGCAACACGUCCUCGGCUUAUGUUUUGUUGCUCAACGUAGACUUUGUUUGAAAGAUCAGAAUACUCGUGUGUGUUUUUUUUUAAUAUCGCAGCAGCAGCUUUGUUAUCGUAUUUAUUUGCAGGUACAUCAGUGAGCCAGCCUCCAAACAUGGCUCUUCGUCGUGCUGCCGCUGUUGAAACCUCUGAGAAUGCGUUGGCCGGCAGGCUGACGAGGAAGGGCAGCCUGCAGCUGAAGCCGACCGUGCGGGCAACACUCGGUGACAUCAGCAGCAAUACCAACAAGGCGAUCGACAAAAAGCCGAUGCAGAUUAAGGAGCCAGUAGCCAAAAGGGUGCCGAGAAUGGUCCGAUCCAAGUCGACCGUGGUGAGGGUGCCGCUCGUUCCUGCUGCUGCGCCCAUCGUGCCUGCUGCUCCUGUUGUGCCCGUGGUUACAGUUGCCGCUGUGGCAUCUUGCAGGCCAGCAAGAAUCCCGCUUGGAAAGAUGCCUUCGCCCAUUGCUAUGGACAUCUCUCAAAAGGAGGAAGACCUCUGCCAAGCCUUCUCUGAUGCACUCAUAAAUAUCCAGGACAUUGAUGCGGCAGAUGCGGCAAACCCCCAGCUGUGCAGUGAAUAUGUGAAGGACAUCUAUGUUUACAUGAAGACCCUAGAGAAAGAACAGUCGGUGCAAGCCAACUACCUGGAGGGAAAGAAGAUAAAUGGCCGCAUGCGUUCCAUCCUCGUUGACUGGCUUGUCCAGGUCCAAAUGAAGUUUCGGCUGCUGCAGGAGACCCUGUACCUCACCGUUGCCAUCAUUGACCGCUACUUGCAGAACCACGAAGUGCUGAGUGGAAGCCUGCAGCUGGUGGGUGUGACGGCAAUGUUCAUUGCAGCCAAGUACGAGGAGAUGUACUCCCCAGAGAUGGAGGACUUUGUUUACAUCACAGACCAUGCAUACACAAAGGCUGAAAUCCGUGCCAUGGAGCAGGCUAUACUUUUGGGGCUGCAGUUCAACCUUGGACGCCCCCUCCCACUACACUUUCUUCGUCGGGCAUCCAAGGCUGGCAGCGUUGAUGCAGAUAAACACACCUUGGCCAAGUACUUGAUGGAGCUCAGCCUGGUGGACUACAACAUGGUGCACUUCCAUCCAUCUCAGAUUGCUGCUGCAGCCCUCUACCUUUCCCAGAAGCUCAUGGAUGAUUCCAAAUGGAACAUGGAUUUGCAGUACUACACGACCUACACUGAAGAAGAGCUAAUGCCUGUUGUCCAGCAUCUUGCUAAGAAUGUAGUGAAGGUCAAUGAGGGAUUGACAAAGCAAAUGGCCACCAGAAACAAGUAUGCCAGCACCAAGAUGAUGAGUAUCAGCAAAAUUUCUCAGCUCAAGUGCCAGCUGAUGAAGGACCUGGCAAAGCCACAUCUUGAGAAGAAGUAAAACAGCUUUAUUCCAACGCCAAUGUGCAGCAAAGACUUGGUGACUGCAAGGUUUCUUACAUUGUGCUGGAAGUUAAUAAGCCAGUUGACUUAAUACCCUUGAUUGAUGUUGGAACGUUUUUUUUGUAAUGAGACUUCACAGGAUGGCUGCCGAGCCACUAAGGUGUACUGUUGAGCACCAUGUGCUGCUGUGUGUGUAUAUAUAGCCUGGCAUCUAGAAUACAUUUUUAUUUCCAUUUUUAUUUCACCUAUUUUACACUCUGUACUUUUACUAAUUUUUAUUGAUUUGACUUUAAUAAAAUGACUUCUCUUCUACACAAUUCUCUCCAUUUUAAACUAAAUUUAAUGGCAAAAUGUUUUCUUAAUAGCUUGGAACUGCCUGUUACCUGACUGGCCACAUCAAUCGUUUGGUUCUUUGACUAAUUCGUGCCACGUUGCGGUUAAAUGAGCACAUUUGAACUUAAAUCUGAGCAGCCUGGCACUUCAACCUUAAGCUUUUGCCCAAUACAAUAGCUUUAAUGCAUAGACCGUUCGGUAUUGGACUUAAUAUAAGCAAAGUGCCAGGUAACGUUAGCCUGGUCCUAGAAAAUGUGGUAAUGGUGUGAAAAUGUUUAAUAGGAUUUACAAAGAUGUGUGCAAAAGUGUUUUAAUGCUCGAUUACUACUUUGGUUAGCAUGCAAUUUGCAACCAUCUUUUGUUAUGCUUUAUGGUAAUGUAUACAUUAAGAUAAUUUAAUUGACUGGCCUUAACAAUAAACUUACGACAUGCUGUAAACCCAAGUCCCACAUGCUUUGUUCCUGAUCAGCCAUCUUUGCUGUACAUUUGCUAUUGGUUGUUAAUAUGGCUUCUACAUGCAGGGAAGUAUACUUGGCUAAGUGAAUUGAUGCCUCAACCCAUGUUGACUUGCAUAAUUAAGGUGAGGGUAUGCAAGUGAUUGGGUUGACAACGUUUGUUUGAAUCUGACUUGGCCUCCCUAAUUCAGCAGAUAUAGCAGUUUGUCAAAGGUGAGCUUUUCAUUAACUUGAACUGAAUAUACACAUUAAUCAGAAAAGCAGCAUAGCUGUCUAAUUUAGGUGGCUUGGAUGUCUCCCAGUUUCAAGGUGGGAUGCAAUUGUGCGAGUUUUCUAUUUUAACGUCUCUAAGCUUGGUUUUCAAAUGGUGUUCCAAUUUUAUAAUAAAGUGUAAAUUGGCUGA